AUGACUGCAAUAAUAUCAGAAGAAGAACCAAAUCAUAAUGAGAACCAUUCAAGGUCACCAUCAAUAGAUUCUGAUUCAUCAAACUCAACAAAAAGUAGAGAUAAAAAUCAAUCAUCAUCAAAUCUACGACCUUCAUUGCAAAAUUCUGUGAGAUCAGUUUCUACUUCAAAUAUAUCAAACAAUAGCAAUAAGAAAACUCAUCCUCCACCGAGACUUAAGACUCAUAAUAGAUCUUUAUCACACAAUAAGUUAUCGAAUAAAUUGUCAUCUUCAUCAUCAACAAAUAUAGCGAGACCAAACCUCAGUAGAUCAAAAUCCACAGAUGGAUUAAUGAAAGGGAGACAAAGUGCAGCAGCAUUGAAAAGAAAUAACAAAUCAUAUACAAAAAUUGCGGGGUUGCAACCAUUAACCAAAACAGUAUCGAAUCAAUCUUUGAAAUCGAAUAAAUCCAACACAUCAUUAAAACAAUUCGGUCUGACUUCAUCAGUAGGUUUAAAGUCAAAUGCAAGAAAAGGAAAAGCAGUAAUAAAUUUAAAUGAUGAUGAUGGAGAAUUUGAGGAUGUUGAUGAACCGCCAGAUGUUCCUGUUCCUGAAAGAUUUGAUAGUCAAGAAACGAUAUCUACUACUCAUCUGAAUUCUGAUCAAAAUAUUCCAAGUUUAUAUGAACAAAUUAAUAGAAUCUUACCAGAUCCAACACCAGAACAAGAAAAACCAAAACUUGAAGUAUUGGAGGAGAGUACUGAUAAAGAAGAACCGAAACGACCUGAUUUAAUAUCAUCAGUUCAAAGUUCUGCAGAGGAUUUCAAUAGUAAUUUAUAUGGGGGAUCACUUUUAUUAUCACAAUCAACAGGGGUAGUAAGAAAAAUAGAACCAAUGAGUUCUAAAAAUUAUCCAACUGAGCCAUUACCAGAAUCUGCAAGUGGUAUUUCGUUCAAAGCAAAUCCAAUGGAGUCAAACUUAGCAAAACCAGUAACUACAAAUCAAAAUGCUAUUCAAAAAAACUCAUAUCAACCUGAUCAAACUAUUUUCAAUAAUUUACAAAGAACUAAUAAUCAAUAUAUGCAAAAAAAGCCAACUUCAAAACAACUUCAAACACAACCACAACCAACAAAAGUAACGGGUAGUUUGAAAAAUGGGGCAAAUAAUUUCAAUGAAUUUUUACGAAGCAAUAACAGCAAUACAGAUCAAUUUCAACCAAAAAAUAUAGAAACUAGAACACAACAAAAAUUAUGGUUACAAAGGGAAAGUUCUUUAAUGGAUGUAACAAACAUGGACCCAACAAAAUCUAAUUUUUCGAAUUUAUCAUUAAAUAAUUUAAUGUUUUCUCAUAAUUAUCCUAAUUCAUAUGGUCUGCUGCAUGUGUUACCAUCGAGUGUUGGUCCAAUGACUCCAGUCACUCCUGGUGAUAAUUCUUCUCAAGAUGGUCAUAUGACAAAUUCAAAUAAUAAUUCAACCACGAAUAUAAACGGAUUGUUGUUAAUGGUGCAGAAUUCUCAUCAAAAUUCUAUACAAAUAAGAACAGAAUUUGAAAGACUUAAUAGAGAAUACCUAAAUGUUAGGAGAAACUUGAAUCCAAUAGCAGGAAGUUUGGAUAGAAUUGAAAAUUCCAAAAAUGAGAUCAAAGUUGUUAAAAGUAAAAAAAAUAGGACAGAAUCAAAUAAUGCAAACACUUUUGAAGAAUAUGCUCCUGCAAUACAAGAAAAACAACCAGAAAUUUCAAGUAAAGUCAAUAAAAUCUGGCAAGAUGCUAUAAUUUCAACUCUUUCCAACAAAAUUUCAUAUCAAGAUCAAAAUCAAAUGAUGUCGAGAUUAUCAUCAUUCAAUGGACAUCAAUCAUAUAAAAAUAGAACAACAACCAGACUUCAAAAUAAUGAAUAA
Molecule: messenger RNA, 1878 nt
Organism: Lodderomyces jiufengensis
Lineage: Eukaryota; Fungi; Ascomycota; Pichiomycetes; Serinales; Debaryomycetaceae
Gene: TCO89
Product: Tco89p
Exons: 1
Coding region: 1-1878 (625 amino acids)
Biological process (GO): TOR signaling
Cellular component (GO): fungal-type vacuole membrane; TORC1 complex
Source: RefSeq, a predicted model, not a curated record